AUGCCCAAUUUCACUGAUGUAACAGAAUUUAUCCUUCUAGGGUUGACUAGUCGUCCUGAGCUGCAGCUCCUCUUUUUUAUAGUUUUCUUGAUGGUCUACAUUGUCACCCUGCUUGGUAACAUUGGAAUGAUCAUAUUAAUCAGGAUCAGCCCUCAGCUCAGUAGUCCCAUGUAUUUUUUUCUCGGUCACCUGUCUUUUGCAGAUGUGUGGUUCUCUUCUAAUGUCACCCCUAAAAUGUUGGAAAAUCUAGUAUCUGAAGUGAAAACCAUCUCCUACCCUGGGUGCAUAGUGCAGUGUUUCUUCUUCAUUGCCUUUGUUCAUGUGGAAGUCUUCAUCCUGGCAGUGAUGGCAUUUGACAGGUACAUGGCAAUUGGCAACCCUCUGCUCUAUAGCAGCAGAAUGUCACGAACUGUGUGUAUACGACUGAUCUCCUUCCCUUACAUCUACGGCUUCUUUAUCAGUUUAAUCUCCACAUUGUGGACUCAUGGUUUGUACUUCUGUGGGAACAUUGAGAUUAACCACUUCUACUGUGCAGACCCAGCUCUCAUCAAGAUGGCCUGUGCUGGGACCUUCAUUAAAGAAUACACCAUGCGCACCUUAGCGGGUCUCAACUUCUCUUACUCCUUACUUGUUAUUAUUGUCUCUUACAUAUUCAUCCUUAUUGCUAUCAUAAAGAUGCGUUCUGCAGAAGGAAGGAAAAAAGCCUUCUCCACAUGUGGCUCCCACUUGACAGCUGUCACCAUAUUUUAUGGAACACUUUUCUUCAUGUAUCUCAGAAGCCCAACUGAGGAAUCUGUGGAGCAGGGGAAAAUGGUAGCUGUGUUUUACACCACAGUUAUUCCUAUGUUGAAUCCCAUGAUCUACAGUCUUAGGAACAAGGAUGUCAAAGAAGCCAUGAGCAAGGCCAUCACUAGAGCAUUUUCAGAAAAAUAG
Molecule: messenger RNA, 933 nt
Organism: Peromyscus eremicus (cactus mouse)
Lineage: Eukaryota; Metazoa; Chordata; Mammalia; Rodentia; Cricetidae
Product: olfactory receptor 5M3-like
Exons: 1
Coding region: 1-933 (310 amino acids)
Biological process (GO): sensory perception of smell; G protein-coupled receptor signaling pathway
Cellular component (GO): membrane
Molecular function (GO): odorant binding; olfactory receptor activity; G protein-coupled receptor activity
Source: RefSeq, a predicted model, not a curated record